GGAAAUCAGUUUUCGUUUUUCCGCACUCACAUAACGGUGUAAGGAGAUAUAUGUAUGUGAUUUUGUGCGUAAAUUUGGAGUUUCCUAUCACCAUAUAGCAAUCAAACAUGAAUAAUAGUAGAUUGCUUGUUACGGUGUAGGUAACGUUUUAACAUUGAACGUGUUGGCAAAAUUCGUAUUGUGAGCGAUAAAUAUUAUCAUACCUUAACUACCGACAAAUAUUUUCAAAAAAAACCCCACAUAGGUCCGUACAAAUUGUUUUAUUCAUGUUAGAAAAUGCAUAGAUAUGUAUAUUUUAUCAAGGAAGUGACUUUAACAUUUAACAUUACAUUCUGAAUCGAUUUGAAAUCUAACAUAUAGAACACAUUGUAAAGGUCUUUAUCGUUCGAUUUGUUUAACAAGUACACUUAGGUUUUAAAGCUGUCUACAAUUUCCUUUGUUGAGAUUAUUCACAUAUAUAAUAUUACUUCUCACUCGUUUCUCUUUUUUUUUAAUUCAAAAUAAAAUCAAACGUUUUCGUUUUAAUAACAACUGACUGACACGUUACAUCGUAAAUCAGAAACGUUUAAAUGUAUUUUUUUAGAAAUAUAUUGUGGACUUUCUUUGAGAUAGUGUAAGACAUAGAUAAUGCUUGUGAAUAUUUUGGUAUUUCAUGCGGAGAUGGCGAGUUUCAUAAACACACACAACUGAAAGGAGGAAGAAAUAAAUGAUCAACAGGCUUAUUGAAGUAAUUAAGAUAAUAUAAAUGGAAUAUAUGUAGGUAAAUGUAAGACUUUCUUCAAAAUGCAGUUUCAAAUCGAAGAUGUAAGUUACAGCAUUGGAAGAUUUUUUGACUUAUACCAAAAUAAACUCCCUGUGGUAGUUAUGGUAACACAAGGUUUUUGUGGAGACAUUAUCGAGGACACUUUCGAUCGAGAACAGGUAAUGUUGAUAAACGCGGUAUCUAGACAGAAGCGUGUGGUUGCAGAAAGCACAUUGCAGGGUAUGCAAAAACUGUUGAGUAUCCCCGAGGACUACAGUAAAAAAUUAUGCGUGAUUAAAAAUGGGAUAGCCGGAGCAGAGACUUCUUUUUACAACAUACUACGAUCUAACAGAUUGCCAUUAUUGGUACAGUUUCCAGCUGACCGUGUGCUUACAGUUUGUAACAAGAGCAUCAAUACAAACGACAUACCUGCCUGGAAACUCACAAAACGUUUUGACGAAGUCUAUUUACUUUCCAACACUAUCAUAGACGGUCAAGUUUGUUCAGAUGUGACUCAUGUACCCUUAUACCUGUCACAACUUAGACUCUCGUUGGUAACUGGGCUCAAAGGUCAAUCUGUUGAUAGAUGGAGAGUGUACUUCGACAAUUUGCUGUACAAAUGCUCAUCUAUUGAAUAUGAUCAGCAUUUUGGAAAUCCCAAUAUUGCGGAAUAUGACCCGACGACUAUACAUUCCACUACGAAGAUGUCAUACUCUGAACCUAAAUCGUAUUCAAGCAUCAUAAGCUUAGUUGAAGGUCCGCCUUUAAAAUCCCGUCCACAUCUUCAUGUCCCACUGAGAAGUGAUCGAAAGUCAGAUAAAGAUACCAAAUUUGCCACUCACGCAAGACCUUUACCACCUUUACCGGAAGAUGUACCUAAAUCUAAUUCGCAGAUAAAACGAGAUUCGGAUACAACAGAAUUAUCCGAAAAAGUGAGCAAUAUGUACAUUACACCUACAUACAAUACACAGUCUGAUUUAAACAAAUCGUCUUAUUUUGAUGUUCCGCAAAAAUCUUCACUCGAACCACUUUAUGAUCGGAGAGAAGAAAAAGACGAAAUUAAAUCGGCCGUUGGCAAGGCACCAACGCCUGCACCAAGAUUUGGUUUUCCUAAAUCUGCUCAAUUCACAUAUAUUCCAACACCAGAUUAUCCUGAUGAAAAACAAAGUUGUAGCGCUCAACAUUCAUCCCGUCAGAAAACAGAAGUAAAUUCAAAAUAUAACAACGAUAUUCCUAGAGCAACAUUAACUCCAACAAUUGUCAGUCACGAAACAUAUCCACAGGAACCACCCCGAGUUCCCACAUCAGAAAGAGCGAAUAGAAAAUUGAAAUACGGACAUUCUAAGAAUACAGUUAUGAAUGUUGAAAGUCUUUCUAUUCAUGAAGUGACUGAAUACCUAAAAGUUCUAAACCUUGGUCAAUAUGCUGAGACGUUUAGAAACAAUAUGAUUGAUGGCAUGAUACUGAUAGGUCUCUCGGAGAAGAUGUUACGAGAAGACUUUGGCAUGAAUGGAGUAGAGGCCUUUAGACUUUUAAAAUUUGCCAGAGAAGGAUAUAUACCCACUUGAGAAAUAUAUAUCGAAUACAUUCGAAGAAUUGUGGUCAAAAUAAAAAGUGUUUGUCAGACCAAGAUUGGCAAAUUUAUUAAACUUGGUUUACAAAUACUGCAAAUCAAUUUGGAAUUAAAGUUUAGUUUAAAAGCCCGGAUAUUACCUGCACAAUCGAAAACUUCAUAAAAAUGUAACUUACAUGUAUACAAUUGAGUAGGGUUAAGAUAUGAUUUUUAAACUAUGUCAAUAAUAAUACAAUGUAGUAGGUAUUAUUUCAAAGCGAAUUAUCUCUCUUUCCUUAAAGCUUUAACACUUAAAUUGGAAAUUAUAACUAAAUUCAUUUAUAAUCUGACUUUUAGUUAAUAUGAAUGUUUCAAUCUACAUAGAGGUAGCAAGAACUAGACAAAAAGUCUAAAACAAGAUAAAAUAAAGAUCUUAAUAAUUUCGAGCAAUGGAAUUUUAUGAGAACAGUCAAAAAUAUAAAAUCAAUCAUGAAAUCACGAAAUAUUUUUGCUUUAUUUACAUUCAUUGUUGUCCUGAAAAUUAAUUGUUUAUUUUAUUAAUAGCGAACACCAACUUAAGUUGAGAGAAAUUUAUUACAUACUUUGGUAUCAUUUUUAUCAAUAUGGAAAAAGGUAUUUGUGCCGAAAUAAAUCCCAUCAAACAAUGUUUAGACUGCUACAAAUACAUCAUUUACAUAAUUAUCUUUAUUAUACGCGUACGUUUAUUGAAUCAGAAUAUCCCGUUUUAUUAUGGUUGUUUAUAAACGUAUAAAUAUCUCUUGUAUUUUUUUUUUAAUUUAAAGAAGUUUGAUUACAUUAUGUCAUAUUGGAAUAAAACUUAGUAUGUUUUCUAUGUUGUCUAGAGUAUAGGAAUACAUUACGCAUUUAUGUGAUAUAUGUGUAUUUCAUUUUUCAAGUGACAUAUUUUAUGUUUCAUU
Ruditapes philippinarum (Manila clam) is the source of this 3232-nucleotide messenger RNA. RefSeq lists its product as uncharacterized. The transcript is spliced from 5 exons. Bases 784 to 2310 code for a protein of 508 amino acids. Lineage: Eukaryota; Metazoa; Mollusca; Bivalvia; Venerida; Veneridae. The record is from RefSeq and is a predicted model, not a curated record. Gene Ontology annotation, molecular function: protein binding.